AGCGAGAGCGCGAGCGCCUCCUUUGAGCGAGACUGGACGUUCCGAGCGUGAGCGCGAGAGAAGCAGGCGCAGCAGCGGCACCGCGAGAGGAGGAAAGGAGGAAGAACAGCAGCAGCAGCAGCAGCAGGAGAAGCGGGUACAAUAUACACAUAUAAAUAUAAAUAAGCAAGUCAACGGGAUAUUAGUACGCGGCGGAUAGGACACGGGACUGCCAGCGACUUCUCCAGGUGGUGUUUGGCGCUGUGUUUUUUUUACGAUGGAGUGGCAGCCGGAUGAACAGGGGCUGCAGCAAGUACUACAGCUGCUGAAAGAUUCCCAGUCUCCCAACACAGCAACACAGCGUGCCGUCCAGCAAAAAUUGGAACAGCUGAACCAGUACCCAGAUUUCAACAACUACUUGAUCUUUGUGCUGACCAGACUCAAAUCUGAAGACGAGCCCACGCGCUCCCUCAGCGGUCUGAUCCUGAAGAACAAUGUGAAGGCACACUACCAGAACUUCCCUCCUGCUGUAGCUGACUUCAUCAAACAGGAGUGCCUGAACAACAUCGGGGACUCCUCUCCGCUCAUCAGAGCCACUAUCGGGAUCCUCAUCACGACCAUCGCUUCGAAGGGAGAGCUGCAGACCUGGCCUGAACUGCUGCCUCAGCUCUGCAACCUCCUCAACUCUGAGGACUACAACACCUGCGAGGGAUCAUUUGGAGCCCUGCAGAAGAUCUGUGAAGACUCCUCUGAACUCCUGGACAGCGAAGCGCUCAACAGACCUCUGAACAUCAUGAUCCCCAAAUUCCUGCAGUUCUUCAAGCACUGCAGCCCCAAGAUCCGAUCUCAUGCCAUCGCCUGUGUGAACCAGUUCAUCAUUGGCAGAGCACAAGCUCUGAUGGACAACAUUGACACGUUUAUUGAGCACUUGUUUGCUCUGGCUGCGGACGAGGACUCUGAGGUCAGGAAGAAUGUGUGCAGAGCUCUGGUGAUGCUGCUAGAGGUCAGGAUAGACCGACUUAUUCCACACAUGCACAGCAUCAUACAGUACAUGCUGCAGAGGACCCAAGACAGUGAUGAGAACGUGGCUCUGGAGGCCUGUGAGUUCUGGCUCACUCUGGCAGAGCAGCCCAUCUGCAAGGAGGUGCUGAGUGGACACCUGGUGCAGCUUAUUCCAAUCCUGGUGAACGGGAUGAAGUACUCUGAGAUUGAUAUCAUCUUGUUAAAGGGCGAUGUGGAGGAAGACGAAACUGUGCCAGACAGUGAGCAGGAUAUCAAGCCGCGCUUCCACAAGUCUCGCACGGUGACUCUGCAGCACGAGGGGGAUGCGACCGAGGAGGGAGAGGACUUUGACGAAGACGAGGACGACGAUGAUGACGACACGCUGUCCGACUGGAACCUGCGUAAGUGUUCAGCAGCAGCGCUGGACGUCCUGGCCAAUGUGUUUCGGGACGAGCUCCUGCCUCACCUGCUCCCCCUGCUCAAGGAGCUGCUCUUUCACCCUGAAUGGGUCAUCAAGGAAUCGGGCAUCCUGGUGCUGGGGGCCAUCGCGGAGGGCUGUAUGCAGGGCAUGGUGCCCUUCCUGCCGGAGCUGAUCCCUCACCUGAUCCAGUGUCUCUCUGAUAAGAAGGCCCUGGUGCGCUCCAUCGCGUGCUGGACCCUCAGCCGCUACGCUCACUGGGUGGUCAGCCAGCCCCCGGACAGUUACCUCAAGCCCCUGAUGACCGAGCUGCUCAAGAGGAUCCUGGAUGGCAACAAGAGAGUGCAGGAGGCAGCGUGCAGUGCCUUUGCAACACUGGAAGAGGAGGCCUGCACAGAGCUGGUUCCCUACCUGAGCUAUAUCUUGGACACGCUGGUGUUUGCCUUCGGGAAGUACCAGCACAAGAACCUGCUCAUCCUGUAUGACGCCAUUGGCACACUGGCAGACUCUGUGGGGCACCACCUCAACCAGCCGGAGUACAUACAGAAGCUGAUGCCCCCUCUGAUUCAGAAAUGGAAUGAGCUGAAGGAUGAGGAUAAAGAUCUUUUCCCUCUGUUAGAGUGUCUAUCUUCUGUUGCCACAGCCUUGCAGAGUGGGUUCCUGCCCUACUGUGAGCCUGUGUAUCAGCGCUGUGUCACCCUGGUGCAGAAGACCCUGGCUCAGGCCAUGAUGUAUAGCCAGCACCCUGACCAGUAUGAGGCCCCUGACAAGGAUUUCAUGAUUGUGGCCCUUGAUCUGCUGAGUGGGCUGGCGGAAGGCCUGGGGAGCCACGUGGAUCAGCUGGUGGCUCGCAGCAACAUCAUGACCCUGCUGUUCCAGUGCAUGCAGGUACAGGACACAAUGCCGGAGGUCCGUCAGAGUUCGUUUGCACUGCUGGGCGAUCUUACCAAAGCCUGCUUCCCCCAUGUGAAACCCUGCAUAGCGGAGUUCAUGCCCAUCCUCGGCACCAACCUGAACCCAGAGUUUAUCUCCGUGUGCAACAAUGCCACCUGGGCCAUUGGAGAGAUCUGCAUGCAGAUGGGAGCAGAAAUGCAGCCAUAUGUUCAGCUUGUGUUGAAUAAUCUGGUAGAGAUCAUCAACAGACCAAACACACCCAAAACGUUACUUGAAAACACAGCAAUCACUAUCGGCCGGCUGGGGUACGUUUGUCCACAAGAGGUGGCCCCAAUGCUGCAGCAGUUCAUCAGACCUUGGUGCACGUCCUUAAGGAAUAUCCGCGACAAUGAAGAAAAGGAUUCGGCGUUCCGAGGAAUCUGUAUGAUGAUUGGAGUGAAUCCUGGAGGUGUGGUGCAGGACUUCAUUUUCUUCUGCGAUGCUGUAGCUUCCUGGGUGACUCCAAAAGAUGACUUGAGGGACAUGUUCUGCAAGAUCCUCCACGGGUUCAAAGACCAGGUGGGCGAGGAGAACUGGCAGCAGUUCUCAGAGCAGUUCCCUCCCGUGCUGAAAGAUAGGCUGUCCGCGUGCUACGGGGUGUAGCCACGGCAACAGGGGGCACGCGUGUCAGGUAUCGAAUAUGGGACGGUUACAGGGAAACUCACCCAUGUCUACAUAUUACACUGCCCUGUUAUUGUGGGGUUAGGAAAAGAGUUUGUGGGGGGACUGUCUUCACUGCUACCCGUCCACCCCUGUAUCCUGGAUUCAAUCAGGGGGCUUCGACUAAACAAAAUUGUGCUAGGAUACUCCUCAUGGGGGGAGGGGGGGGGGUGUAGUGAUACAAACUAACUUUCUCAGUGGAAGGUAGGGGUGGCAAAAUAAAAGCCACUGUCUUCUGUCUGAACCAAUACAAACACAGGGAUGCACAAGCGAUUCCAAGGGACUAACGAAAUCAACUCUAACCCAUGAGACUUUAAUAGAAGGGGGAUGUUUAUAGUUGAGACAUUUAACACUGAGGUUAAAAAUGUAAAGGUAGGUUUUUAAGGAUAUGAAAUGUAAAGCUCCAUGUUCCAUUGAGUGGGGGGAGGGGGUCUUAAUGCCAGAAGAGAAUAGGGAGUUUACACAAACCAUGAUGAGCUAGAAAAUAAAAAGGCGGUUUUGUCUGUUUUUAUUUCUGUUCCAUGUAAGCCCAACUAACUAGGCACCAACAUGUUUGAAAACACAAGUGAGACUGCGGUUUCUGAAUACAACAAGAACCAUUACGAAUGCAUGGGGACCUUGUUUCAAGUCUAACAAUCCUAUAAGUAGACUUGUACGAUUUAGCUGUCAGUAGUAGCUCUUUAUAUAUAGAAAUCAAGGCUUUUUGCAAUACCUACCACACACGAGAGUAUAUAUAUAUAUAUAUAUAUAUAUAUAUAUAUAUAUAUAUAUAUAUAUAUAUAUAUAUAUAUAUAUAUAUAUAUAUAUAUAUAUAUAUAUAUAUAUAUAUAUAUAUAUAUAUAUAAAAAAUAUAAAAAAAAAAAAAAAAAUUAAAUGAGUUGACCAAGACAAAGUGAAUUUGAGGGGGGGGGUUAUUGAUGGCCAUAGUUUCUGUAAACCGAUAAUACUGUAAUAAUGAACCAUGAUUUUUGUUUAGUUUUGUUUUAGAUAUAAAUGGUCCUCGAUCUACGCUGUUUUUGCAAGAUUGAUUUAUUAAUUCUCGUUUUUUGUAUUUGUGACAUUGCUGCUGCGUUUCCUCCAGUUUCCUUUUUCUGUAGUAAAACAAUCCUGUUUUCAUCGAAACAAAUACAUAAAUCAACACAAAUAGAAGGGAUCUUGAUUAACAAUUUAAAAUAGAAAGGACUGGUAGAUUUAUUUAAGAUGAAUUUCAAAAGUCAAGAGGCUGAAAAUAAUACAAAAAAUAUGUGUGAUCUCUGCAUACUUCCUUUUAAACUGAGUUAGUGGUUCCUGUUGUGUUUGUUGGGUCCAGACUAAACUUGUAUUCGCCCCGCCCUGUGUGGCACAAUAUGCAAUCUCUGCAUACUUCAUUGUCAGCUAAUCUCUCAAGUGUGAGCUUACUUGUUUAGUUUAAAUGCUAACUGCUAUUUGGAGAAUUGGAAACAUUUUGUUUUUAUAAAAAAAAAAAAAAUCAUUUAUACAUUUAAUUUAUUUUUUUAUUUAUUUAUUUUUUGUUAAUUUGCGCAAAUGUGUGAUGCACAUGAACUUUUUUUUUUGUUUACUUUUUUUAUAGCGGACCAUUUCAUUAGAUGUGUAGGGCAGGGGUUGCUGGGUGGGGGGGUAUGAAUCCCAGUGUGUUGUGUGUGUUGGGGUUGUGUUUUUUUUUUUUUUUUGCAAAGUCUGCUUUUGAAAAAAACUAAUGUAGCAGCAUCCUUCACUGUGGUGCAGGUUAUCUGCUUUACCUGUAUCAGACAUGUUUGUAAAAUUCAAACCUGUAGAAUGAAACCCUGAACCCUUCUCAGAGAUGGGAAGGGAGAGGCUGCUUCCCCCAAAAAAUAAAAGGCAACCAAGUUUAAAAAAAAAAAUAAAGCAAGCUUCUGUUUUUCUGGUUAUAAACAUCUUUUGCGUCUAGUUUUAAAAUCUAAACGACUCUGGACCAUAAUACCAGAAACCCAAACUUGUGCGAGGAGAAUGCCAGCAGGAUUACAGGGAUGGAAAUAAGGCUUCCAUUGUUAAGCAAUUUGAUCCAUUCCUGGUUUUAAUGCAAGUUUAAUUGCAUACCUGAGCUUGUUCCCUCAUACACCGGGGCUAAGUGGACUAAUUUUAAAACCUCGAAAGGGUGAAUCUGCUGUGCAGUAUUAUUUCAGUUCGUCUUAUUUCCAUCCUUGAAUUUAUUAUAAUUAAGGAUGGUGGUACUUGGAUCCACUACUGCUUAGAUCGUUAAAAUAGACCCUCAUUGUGUCUCUCCAACAGCUAGGGGUUGCACCUGUUGAAUCUGCUGCAUAACUUGACUUCUCUAAUUGAAACUGUUGAAAUUCAUCUUUGGUGUUAUCUCCUGAGAGACUGCAGAUUGUCAAACCUGUGUAUAUAUAUAUAUAUAGAUAUAGAUAUAUAUAUAUAUAUAUAUAUAUAAAUAUAUAUAUAUAUAUAUAUAUAUAAAUAGCAUAAUAUUGUUUUGUUUGUUGCUAAAACCAUUUUUCCAGCAAGUGUGAUUUUAUAUAUGGAAAGUCUUUAAAAUACAAAAUACAGCUCCCCUUUUAGUUGUACUUGACUUAUUCUUCCUGUUUGCUACCAAUCCUCCCUGGUUCAUUCUUAAAUGCAUUGUGACCACUGCCCAAAUUUUGAAGGUGAACUGCUCUGCGGGAGAUGGCAUUAUUUAAUCCAGUUGUCUGCUCACAACACUGGUUAUACUGCUUGUGGAAAAAUGGCUUAUAAAGUAUUGUGAGCAAACCUUCCUCCCUCCCAGUCCGCCUGUCAGUGAAGGCUAGUCUGUGCAGCCUGUGGUCAGACUGCCCGAGUGCAAACUGUCACCAAGCGUUCACCCCCACAAAUGUGUGAAACUUUAAGAAAGCACGCAGCCCUCUGCACAGCAUUGCCCAGUACAUGUGUUGAAUGUGUGGAUGUAUUUGUUUUGCCUGGGAUGGGGUUGUAUGGUCAUGUCUUACCAAACUUCAUAUGAUUUUUCUGUGAUUUCUUAUAAUGGCUUUUAAAAAAGAAUCAAACCUCAUCAGAAUAACCUUCAACAAAGUCUUAAUAUUCUGUUUUUUGUGUUGGAGGCUUGAUGUUUCAUUCCUAUUUUUCCUUCUACAACACUAUACAUUUUGAAGGUCAAGCUUAGUUCCUGUGUUGCAGGAUAUAAAAAAAAAGUUUUUUCCAAAGCAAAUUUAUAAUUUGUUUUUGAGGCAUUUAUUUUUUUUAGCAAGAGCUUACAAUCCACUUGCGUUACAGAAUCGCUAUAGAAUUAAGUACAACGACACAUUCUACACUUGGUGUAACUUUUUAUUCAAAAUAAAUCAUUAAUUCAUAGAGCUGAAUCGGUGAUUUUAAAGUAAAUGCGGAAUAGGGCAUACAAUAACAACCUUUCUCUGCUUUUGAACACACUUUGUUUUGGUGUAUGCAGGAACCUGCCCCCACAGUGAUGAAAACAAAGGGAUGGGUUCCUGUGAUUUUUAUAACCUGUAAUAAACAGGCUUGUCAAACUACACUUCUGAUAGGAGAAGGCAUUAGCAGUCUAAACUCUUGCUUUCUUUAAACGCAGCACUCCUGAAUUGAGAGCCAUUGAAAAGUAAUCCACUCUGCAAUGCAGUCUAUAUAAACCAAUUCGUAUUUUAAAUACCAGGCACACUAGCCUGUUUCAGAAUCUUUAAUUGUGUAAUACUAGAGGGGGAGAGAGAAAUACACCCUGCCUCCAGAAAUGUUUUAAAUGUAGCCUAAAUGUACUGACAUGCAUUUUUUGGUGAGUAUACUUGCCCAUUUUUUUCCUUCAGAUUUGUUAAACAUGUAUUCUGUGUGAUUGAUUGGAUUUGAAAUUUCCCCCUGGAUCUGUGUGUUUGACAGCCCUGUUGUAUGUAGAGGCUACUGCUCUUGGGGCCUGGUUUGAGUCGUCUGAUGUAUUUUUGUAAAUGUGACGUACAAAAAUGUUUCCUAUGGUAAAUCUGCAGUGUGUGUUGAUCAGUGUAACAGUGACUGCUUGCACCUUGCCAAAAUGAGUAUUUUCUCAUUUUUUGUUAAUUUUUUUGGUGUUUUCAUUUAUUGACUUAAAACAAACAAAAAAAAAUCUUGUGAAUCCAGUUUA
This is a messenger RNA of Acipenser ruthenus (sterlet), 7064 nucleotides long. Its product is annotated as transportin-2. The transcript is spliced from 25 exons. Gene Ontology annotation, molecular function: nuclear import signal receptor activity; small GTPase binding. Lineage: Eukaryota; Metazoa; Chordata; Actinopteri; Acipenseriformes; Acipenseridae. The record is from RefSeq and is a predicted model, not a curated record. The coding region runs from base 257 to 2935 and encodes 892 amino acids. Gene Ontology annotation, cellular component: nucleus; cytoplasm. Gene Ontology annotation, biological process: protein import into nucleus.